ACCGCCGAUCCGCUCUAAGGGCUCCUCACUCGCUUCUCGAAGGCGAGCUCUGCCCGACCUUCCGCUUUAGUUCGCUCCGCUCCGGCUCGACCAUCUCAUAUCCUCGCUCGCUUCUUCUCCCGUUGCUCGAACCACAGCUCUUCUUCUCCGUCGUGUGCUCCGCUCGACCAUCUCAUUUGCUCGCUCGCUUCUUCUCCCGUUGCUCGAACCACAGCUCUUCUUCUCCGUCGUGUGCUCCCGCUCGACCUUCUCAUAUGCUCGCUCGAUUCUUCCCCCGUUGCUCGAACCAUUGCUUUUCUUCCCCCUCGUUUGCUCGCUCAGACGCGCGUCUACCCCUCUAAUCAGUCUUUUUUCCCGUAGUUCCCUCGGCUGGUCCGGUCUGUUACCCCACUCCGGCUGGUGCGCUUGAGGACCUUCGUUGUGAAUUGACUGAGAGUAGCUUCUUCGGCCUGCCUGAUCUGUACGCGCACUUCAGCUGGUGCGAUUGAGGUUUGCUCAUUAAGGCCAAAGAGAGGGUAGUAGUCUGCCUUCCGCGGCGAGGUUGGGGAUUUGGAUGAGAGUAAGUCCUGCGGACGGUCUGGUCUGUUCGCGCACACCAGCUGGUGCGCGAGGUGCUUUCUCUUGCAUUUCAAAGCAACGGCAGUGGUGGGGGAAGAUGUCGAUGUCGGUCAUGGCCCGGAGGCUCGGGGGAGUCACACCCCGACGUGAUACAGAGGAUAUAGAGCUUGGUUCGGCCGAACCGACCGAACCAAAGUCGGCUUCGUCGCCUUUCAUUACUGUCGUCCUGCUGCUGGUGGGGAUUAUCCUCAUCACAAGUUACUCAAAUUACACACCCGGUUCUGGAAAUGUACACAUCUCCACAGAUGACGAUGAUGAUGAUGCAGCCAACCGAGUAGAAUGUCCGAUCAAUGUGUGUGGAGCGAUACCCAUACUUAAACAGCUCUAUGGGGAAAUAAUGGGUCGCUCGCUGCAUAUGGGUCCGGAGAGCUGCGGAGUUGUGUCCAAGCUUCGCGAAGAAGGCAACGAGGUGUGGGGCAUUCAACCCCACACCUACGUAAUGCACGGGCCCCUGCACAUUAUGUGCAGAGAGCUCAUAAAGAAAGGUGUUGUCCGUAUUGGGGAUCCUUCUAGGAUUCCCUAUCGGGCGAAAUCAUUCUCGUUUGUGCUAGUAACUGGCACCCUGGAGCCGAUGAACUCAAAAGAGCUGAAUCAAACUCUGCGCUAUUUGGCUCGUAUUACCACCCACAGGCUGGUGGUGAUAGUAGGAGACGGAGGAGACGGAGCAGGAAGGGCAAAUGUCGCCGGCAAAGUCCAGAAAACACCCAAGCCUCGUAGCAGGAGUUGGUGGCAACGGCGAUUGCAGGGUGUUGGAUUGGAGGAAGAUGAGGACCUCGCAAGGAGGUUUCAAACUCUUCAAGCCGCGACGACGUUCAAAACGUCCUCCAACAUAUUCCACCUGCGCGUUCCCCAUAGCGAACAGCAUUAAAUCCAUCAUCAACAACCAAUGGAUGGAAUUCAUAUUGUGGAUUCGAGGCGAUUCCAAACGAGCGGUUACCGCGGGCAUCGAUCGACCACCAGCAUUUACGAGAGGGUCAUUUUUUUUUGACCCUCCUGUACAUUGUAGUAGUAGUUGUGGCGAGUAGUAGUAGUUGAUACAAGUGUCAAAAUUGUGAGAUAUUGUCAAAAUGAAGAUUUUAGCAAAUUGUUCCAUAUCGGUCUUCAUGUACAUUGUACUCAAUGCAAUAUAGUUUAAUCAUAUUUACACACUGUAAAUAUGAUUAUUUUUACCAC
Molecule: messenger RNA, 1791 nt
Organism: Marchantia polymorpha subsp. ruderalis
Lineage: Eukaryota; Viridiplantae; Streptophyta; Marchantiopsida; Marchantiales; Marchantiaceae
Source: the annotation of a GenBank genome assembly